AUCGACAAAGGGGGCACCAGACAUCGUGGUAAAUGUAAACGGUAGAUGAGUCUCAGCUGAAUCUUCUUCAUGUAGUUUUAACAGAAAACAGAUACGGUUCGUGAAAUAUGUCCACUUGCCAGUUAACGUUACAAUCACAGGUCCCUCCGACAUUAGCUUACAGUGGAAUAAGGUAAACAAUGAUUUUGUCAAAGAUAGAGCAGGUUUUUUCAAUGUCAGUCUCUAAAAUCAGCCACACCAGAAAGCGCACAUGAAGUGUUUGGUGUCAAAUCAUAUGAUCAUGCUGCCAUCAAUGUUUCGUGGGAUAUGGAGAGCUGCUGUCGGCAAUCUUAGGACAAGAAGAACUCCAGCUCGCAGAUUAGUUUCCACCUGCGAUGGAGUCCAAGUUGGACUGGCGGAUGCUGAGACGAUCUUUGCAUUGUCAUCGGGCCAUGGCAGGUGUGGAGUGGCUGUGGUACGAGCCAGUGGUCCAGCCUCAUCCACAGCUCUGAGGUGUAUGACCAGGCUCACACGCAACCUGCCUCCUCCACGGAAGGCCCUGUUACGCAGCAUCACAGACCCCCAAUCCAAAGAAGUGCUGGACCGUGGACUUGUCUUCUGGUUCCCAGCUCCACACAGUUUCACAGGAGAGGACAGUGUGGAGUUCCACAUCCACGGCGGUCCUGCUGUCAUUACUGCUGUCUUACACGCUCUAGGAAGCGUGCCUGGCAUGAGACCUGCUGAAGCUGGAGAGUUCACACGGAGGGCCUUUCAAGCAGGGAAGCUCGGUUUAACGGAGGUGGAGGGGCUCGGGGAUCUGAUCCAUGCUGAGACAGAGGCUCAGAGGAGACAGGCUCUCAGGCAGAUGUCAGGAGACCUGGGACGCCUUUAUCAGGACUGGAGCCACAAACUGAAACGGUGUCUGGCUCAUGUUGAGGCCUUCAUAGACUUCAGUGAGGACGAGCUCAUUGAGGAUGGGGUCUUAAACCAAGUGGACACAUGGGUGUGUGAUCUGCAAGCAGAGAUUGAGCGCCACCUACAGGAUGAGAGGAGGGGCGAGCGGCUACGCACGGGAGUCCAGGUGGUCAUCGCAGGAGCUGCCAAUGCAGGGAAAAGUAGCCUUCUUAACACACUCUGCCAGAGACCUGCAGCCAUUGUGUCUCCCAUUGCUGGCACCACCAGGGACAUCGUAGAGACGGCACUGGACAUCGGUGGAUUCCCUGUCCUGUUGAGUGACACAGCCGGCCUCAGAGAGAGCCCGGACCUGGUGGAGAGAGAGGGGGUCCGCCGUGCUCGGGAAAGAGUGGAUCAGGCAGAUCUGACCCUGGUGGUUGUGGACUGUGCUCAUCUACCUUCUGAUGCAGAGCAAGCUGCAACCUUCCUUGAGGGGCACCUCCGCAGUGUCCUGUCCCCUCAGGAGCAGCCUGAGUCAGUAUUUCCUGCAGAGAGGUCUCUUUUGGUGCUAAAUAAAACUGACCUUUUGCCUGAGGAGCAGAGGCUGGAGCUGGACUGGGAGCUGAGAAGGGUCUCUGGACUCCCUCCUGUUUGUCACAUUUCUUGUCACACUAAUGAGGGACUGCAGGACUUCCUUGCAGUGCUGCACAGAAGUGUCAAGACUCUGUGUGGCGACCCUCUGUCUUGUGCCCCCACCCUGACCCAGGCCCGCCACAGGGCCCACCUGCAGCAGUGUUUUGCGGCCCUGGCUCAGUACCAGCGAUAUCGAGACAUUGACCUCGCUCUGGCAGCCGAGGGUGUCCGGUUGGCUCUCACGAGUCUGGGCCGGAUCACUGGACAUGUCGGGGCAGAGGAGAUCCUGGAUAUCAUCUUCAAAGACUUUUGCAUUGGAAAAUAGUCAGUUGAGUAUCAGCAAAAACAUGAAAUACAUGAAAUAUCAGUCCGCUCGCCUGCAGAAAGGAAGGCUGCAUUCUUGUUUGAUCCCAGAGUAUCGGUAAAGAAGGGCACCGCCCCAUCAUUGUGCCAGGUUUUGAGGCCCUAAGAUUAAAAAGAAUACAAUGUGUGUCCUUUGCUGUAUUAUCACUCUGCUCCCAAGACACAGAACUAUUUGUUUUCUGAUGAUGCUCGACAGCAGAAUUAAACAGUUUUCACAAGAUUGCAGGCGCCUCGGAAGCCUCUUGUGCGGGACGAGUUGAAUAGUAUUUUAAAAAUAGCUUCUGAAAGCCUUUGGUAGGUGAACAUUGGGCUCUUGGGUCGCACCAUAACAGCCAAGAUCAUUUAAAAUGAAGCCAGUUGCAAACCUCUGCAAGGUCAUUGUUUGGAUGAAUAAACAUAACAGCCCAGUUACUUUAAACAUGCAUUUUUAUUACUGUAACAUUAUAAGGAGGUAUAACAAUCUAUUUGUAGACACUUGAACAUGAAUGUUUUGCCUUAACUAGAAUAUCUGAUGCAAGCCAAAUUCUAAUAUCUGACAUGAAUUUUUGACUUCUGUAUUAACAUUAAAGACUACUUUACUGUG
Molecule: messenger RNA, 2452 nt
Organism: Cyclopterus lumpus (lumpfish)
Lineage: Eukaryota; Metazoa; Chordata; Actinopteri; Perciformes; Cyclopteridae
Gene: gtpbp3
Product: GTP binding protein 3, mitochondrial
Exons: 11
Coding region: 251-1831 (526 amino acids)
Biological process (GO): tRNA methylation; tRNA wobble uridine modification
Cellular component (GO): mitochondrion; cytoplasm
Molecular function (GO): GTPase activity; protein binding; GTP binding
Source: RefSeq, a predicted model, not a curated record